This is a messenger RNA of Mytilus californianus (California mussel), 1654 nucleotides long. Its product is annotated as BTB/POZ domain-containing protein 17-like. The record is from RefSeq and is a predicted model, not a curated record. NCBI's taxonomy places the organism in Eukaryota, Metazoa, Mollusca, Bivalvia, Mytilida, Mytilidae. Gene Ontology annotation, molecular function: protein binding. The transcript is spliced from 2 exons. The coding region runs from base 128 to 1486 and encodes 452 amino acids.
AAGUUCAUUUAAUCGAGAUCUAUGAAUGGGGUCAAUUACUACGUUGAAGUUUUUAACUAUUUGACUGCACAUUUGAUAUAGUGACAGCUGUAUAAAGGAUUAUUGAUAUUGUUGGAAUUCAUUUCGUAUGAAUAGUAUGGAUGGAAAUAACACUAGAUCGGGGAUCGGUUUAGGGCCUGAUGGAGUACUACCCUCCAUGGAAGUUAAGAACAAGAAAAUGGAAGAACACGAGCAAGAGAAUGAUGAUGAGCAUGAGACAAAUUUAAAAGAUGAACGAAGUUUCAUAGAAAAUAUUUCUAAAUUUUAUGGUCAGACAGAUCUUCGUGAUAUAACAUUAAACAUAGGUGACGAUUCAUACUCCGCUCACAAGUUUGUGCUGGCCAAAGAUAGUGAUGUGUUUCGUGCAAUGCUUUACGAUGACAACUGGUCAAAGGACAAUCAAACAGAACUAGCGCUUAGUGAGACUCCAGAAUGCCGUGCCGUUUUUGAUAAAUUUUUACGUUAUUUUUAUACUGCCGAUAUAUCUGUGACCGUGGAGUCGUCUGUAGGUAUUCUUUGUUUGGCAGAUAAAUACUGUGUAACAUCACUCAAAAAUCUAUGUACACAGUAUAUGAUUGAAAAAGCCAAAUCACCGAAAGUCAAAAAUGCUUUGUCAUGGUAUGCAUGGUCUAAAGCUUUAGGUCUAACAGAAUUGAUACAACAGUGUGCUCAAACUAUAGCAUGGAAUACAGACACUUUACUUAAAUUAAAAGAAUGGCCUGGAAUGGAUUUUGAUUUUGUGUCUGAUCUAUUAAGAAACGAAGAUUUGGUUCUUCAAAAUGAAUACCUCUUGUACGAGUCCCUUCUUCAAUGGCUAUUUCACGAGAGCCAUAGGUCUGAUCUACGAGAAAAUGCGAAUAAGUUAUUCCCUUUGAUUAGAUUUCCACAAAUGACUGUUAAUCAGUUGUAUCAGAUUGAAAACUCCGAUAUCGUGGAACAGGAAGAAUGUAAGGAUGUGUUAAAUAGUCUUGUUUGUAAGGCAUACAGAUUUAGAUCACUAUGUCCAUCGCAGGGAGAACUCGAUGUUAUGUUUAACGAACCUUUUUACCUACCUCGUAAUUACUUGGACUUAGUUGUGGACACCGUUCGAAUGCAAAAUACUCUUCGUUUUGGAAUCCAGGUUGACGUUAAAACGUAUGCAGGACCUGUACCUACAGACAAACGGGAAGGCGAAUGGAAAAUAACAUACAGAAAGAACGGAGACAGCUGGACGCUGCAGAUAUUCUGUCACGAUUCAGCUACCGUCAAUGGGGAAGCAAGGGUCCAGGCAAGCGUUAUAGUCUAUGACGAAGACGAAAAAGUCAUUCAAGUGGAACAAGUUCCAACAUUUGUCUGUUCCCGUGGUAACAAUCUAGCACUCAAUUUGAAUGUCAAUAAUCCUGAUGAUUCCAAAUUGAUGGCAAUCAUUCUGAAACCAGUUCCAAAGACCAGUGAAAAUACGUCUUGAUAUUUAAAUUACAGUGUGUUCUUUUGACCGUCACGGUUAAAUGAGAAGUCGCAUGUCCUGUUAAAUUUAAUUCUGAGUAAUAUUUUCAAUUGGAAAAGGCAAAUUAGUAUUCUAAAUGUUAUAGAUGUAUGUCCUUGGGUGAUUGAUGACAAGAGGAUUUCUAAUGAA